AGUUACAACUGUGUACAGCACUCACACAUGGAGCCUGAAGACGCUCUCUACAUAUGAGCUUUACUGUUUUUACUCCUAAUUCUGAAGCCAUGAGUCUGGGAGACGAGCUGUGCUGUAAAGCGCAUCGCAUGGAAGUGGAUGAAGACUUUUACUCGUUUGAGCUGAGCACCGAUGAAGAUCUGCCGGUGUAUAAGGAGAGUGAGGAGCUGUUCGUGGCUCUUCGGCAGAAGGAGGAUGAGGUUCUCCUGGCCGCACAGGUGGGGAACGCGCUGCUCUUGGAGAACAGACGACUGAAAGAAGAACGACAGAAACUUCAUGACAAAUACACACAUCAGCUGGAGGAGCUGCAGCAGGGCAGGUAUGAGCUGCGGGUGAAACUGGACGGCUGCCAGGCGCAGUGGCAGAGUCAGGUGGGCGAGCUGGAGCGAGAUGUGCAGGAGCUGCAGAUGCAGGUGGAGAGACUGACACAGACCCUGAGUGAGACGGAGAGAGAGAAAACCAGACUAAACCAUGAACACAAUGAACAGAGCCAGAGACUCCGAGAACAACUCCACAGGGCUAUGGAAGUGGAACAAACCAUGACCAACAAGCUGCAGAGACUCAAACAGGAAAUGAGAGAAAGGGGACAUGCCAGACCUCAGGACGAAGAAAUCAUCAGUGCUCUUAGAGAACAGGUAGCGAGACUCACGCAGCGUGAACAAACACAAGAGCAGCGCUUGAAGACCAUGUGCCAAGAGAAUGAGGAACUAAGAGAGAGUGUGUCUUCACUACAAACACGCCUGAAUCAACAGGAGCAACAGAGUCAAACACACAUACAACAGCUGGCAGAGACGUGUCGUGAGGUGGAGGUGGUUCGUUCUCGGGCUCAGGAGCUGCAGUGUCAGGUCGAGGAGCUCCAGGAGGAAGUUGCCCUCCAGGAGAAAAGUCACAAUGACUCGUCAUUACUGUCAGAACUUGAGCACAGUCUAGAGCCCACAGUCUGGAGUCUGGACAGAGAACAGGUCUCCCAGGAAGUGCACUACAUCCUGGAAAUACUGCGACCCGUGACCUGCAACUCAGAGGCUGAGCACAACUCGCAUGACAGCCUGCAGGGCAUGCUGACACAAUUGAAGCAUACAGCACAAAGAAUCGUACACUGUGACACACUACAGGAAAUGAGAAAGUCCAUUGUGGGAGCGGUGAACGAUCCUUGUGAGAACACUAAACGGCUACAGGAGCUUCUGGAUCAGAAUAAGUGUCUUAUAGUGGAGAACACGGAGCUCAAGCAGCGUGCGGAGAGAAUACUGGAUAAAGAAGUUGUUCAACAGGCCAUCAAGGACCGUGAUGAUGCCAUUGCUAAGAAAACAGCGAUGGAGACAGAGCUGAUGAGAACUAAACAUGAUAUGAUGUGUUUAAACAACCAGCUGCUGGAGGCCAUUCAGCGCAAACUAGAACUUUCACAAGAACUGGAGGCCUGGCAGGAUGACAUCCAGAUUAUCAUUAAUCAACAGUUGAGGAGUCAACAGCAGACAGAACAACUGCAUCAGAAGAGAUCAACUGGUCGCCUUUCUUUCCUGCGUAAAUCCAGACGACCGUCCUGUUCCCCCUCCAUCAAAUCAGAGAUCGGUCCAGAGCAGAAUCAGUCACCCUGGAGAGACUGGCUCAAACUCAGCAAAUAAACCUGCUGCUCAGCCUUCAGUGCUGGCACUCAGAACUUACCGGACAGAUGGGGACUGGAGAAGCACAACCUGAGACUGUAUCAGACUCUCGUGGAUUAUGAUCAGCAGAGAAUUGCCAAAGACACUGGCCAAGUAAUAAAAAAAAGUUUUGGAAUGGUUGCACAAGUCUUGGAGAAAAAACAAAAGACCUGCUUAUUUAAGAACAAUGUGUUGGCGAAUCUAACGAAAAACAUUUCCAGGUCAUAUUUCACCCCAAAAUCAUAGGAAAAUAAUAAUAAUAUUUUGCAUGAAGAAAAUGAAGCUUAUUUUCCCAUUUUUUUAUUUGAUUUAUUUUGCAUUGUGAUAUUGUUUCAUGACAAUUUAACACAUUUUCCCUCAAAUUCUCAUUACUGUGAUGCAUCUGGACCCUUUUGAGUUUUUUGUACUUCUCAUUCUUAUGAGAUUCUGAUUACUGUAAUACAGUUUUUUUUUUUUUUUUUUUUGUAUUACAGUGAAAAGAAUAUAAAAAUGUAAUGAUACAUCAUUGUUUUAUUGCAUGACAGUAAGGAGAAUUUGUGUUUUUUUUUUUUUUUUUAUCAAAAAAUAAAAUUGUAAUAUCUUUUUGGUAAAAAAAGAAAGAAAUACAAUUUUGCAUGAAGUACUGAAGCCUAUUUUUAGGACAAUUCAGAUUUUUUGCAUUGUGAAAUUUUUUAUGAAAUUAAGCAUGAUUGCCCAUACUGUAAUGAACUGGAUUUUUUUUUUUCUUUUUUUUUUUCUGUAUUCUAAAUUGUGAUUCUUAUUAUAUUAGUAUUGCUGUUAUACAGUAAUGUUUUGUAUUACUGUGAAAAAGAAUAUAUAUAUAUAUAUAUUGUAUUACGUAAGGAGACAUAUUUUUAUUUUAUUUUUUUAUAUAUAUUGUAAGAGGAACGUGUGUUAUUUUCAUGAAAACAAAAAAUAAUAAUAGUCCUAAAAAUAGGCUUUAUUUAAUAUAUAUAUAUAUAUAUAUAUUACAUUUCACCCCAAAAUCAAAGAGAAAAAAGAAAUUCAAUUUUGCAUGAAGUACUGAAGUCUAUUUUUAGGACUGUUAAAAAAAUGUUUUUUCAUUGUGACAUUUUUUUCAUCAAUUAAGCAUUAUUUGCCUAACUGUGAUGCAUCCAGACAAUUUACUUGGAUGUUUUUGGUAUUUGUCAUUAUUUUCAACUGUGAUUCUUAUUAGAUUCUAAUUACUGUAUCACAGUAAUGUUUUUGUAUUAAAGUAAAAAAAUAAAAUGGUCACACUUUAUAUUAGGUGGCCUUAACUACUAUGUACUAACAUUAAAUACAUACAGACUAUGUAUUUACUGUGUAACUACAUGUUGUUCUGUAAAAUGCCCACAUUUGCUGCUACUGAGGUUGAGGUACUGGUAGGUUUAGGAGUUAGGUGAGGGUUAGAGUUAGGUUUUGGGGUAAGGGUUGGGUUUGGGUUAGGGGUAAAGUUAACAGUGUAACUGCAAAUGUAAUUAAAUUCAAGUACUUUAAAUGUAAUUACAAUGCAACAACAUGUAUGUACAUAAUAAAUACAUUGUAUCAAAUGGUUAAGUACAUAGUAGUUAAGACCACCUAAUAUAAAGUGGGACCAAAAAAUGUAACAGUGAAAAAACAAAUAAUAAUAAUAUUGUUUUGUUUUGGGGGUUUUUGUAUAAUGGGAAGGACAAUGAGAUUUUUUGGUGCAUUACAGUAAUGAGAAUUUUGGGGUUCUAAAAAUCAUAAUGGUCAUAAAAACAGGCUUCAUUUUGUUUCAGCAAAAUAUAAUUAAUUUCUUUUGAUUUCAGAGUGAAAUUAGACUCAAACAUGUUUUUGAUGUAUGAGAAUCACCAUACUGUAUGUUGUGACCGUUUCUACCAAUCAACCGUCUUAUAACUUUCCAGAAACAUUGUUUAUUUAAAUGGUACUUGUUUGAUAUUGUCUAAUCCCAAAUGUAAGGGAUGAGCAAAUCAAUGCACAAUGACAUCAUGCUGGUCAUGAUCAUGUUUAUGGUAAAGACAUUGUAUAAAAUAACAUUACAGAGAAAGAUGCAAUAUUUUAGUUCUAAAAUUGAAACGAUGUGAUUUGCAAGCAUGGCAAUAGAGUAUAACAGAUACUCAAGAAGGUGGGGCUUAAAAACUGACAUUCUUGACAACUCACUGAUAUUAAGGAUUUAUAAUGCUCAAACUGCUCACACUGUCAUGGAUUCAUUUCUGCCAAGGGGUGUAACUGAUCUGCACAAUGUGUUAUUACAAUAAUUAUAUUUGUAAUAACAUGCCAUUUUGUAAUUAGUAUGUUGUACUUUUUGUAGGUUAUACAAAUAUUUUCAAUUGGAAUAGAUUUUUAUGUUUUAUGUAAUGUUUGCAUAUUUAUUGAGAAAUGUAUUUGCAAAUCAAGCAUCAGUAAAAUAAA
Myxocyprinus asiaticus (Chinese sucker) is the source of this 4052-nucleotide messenger RNA. Its product is annotated as BICD family-like cargo adapter 1. Lineage: Eukaryota; Metazoa; Chordata; Actinopteri; Cypriniformes; Catostomidae. Bases 54 to 1658 code for a protein of 534 amino acids. The record is from RefSeq and is a predicted model, not a curated record. The transcript has 10 exons. Gene Ontology annotation, biological process: vesicle transport along microtubule; Golgi to secretory granule transport.